Microthlaspi erraticum is the source of this 1620-nucleotide messenger RNA. Lineage: Eukaryota; Viridiplantae; Streptophyta; Magnoliopsida; Brassicales; Brassicaceae. The record is from the annotation of a GenBank genome assembly.
AUGGACAUACAAGCCAGGGAUAGUGGUCAUGUAGCCUUAAGUCAUUUCGAGACUUUCAAAUUGAACUUGCAUUAUGGAGGACUUAUGGAGAUAAUCGGUGGUAGAUUCAGUUACAAUGGAGGAGCUUCGAAGCAGGGCAUUGUUGUUGAUCCUGAUUUGAUGACCUGGUCGUGUUUUGAUGGCUACUGUGAGGAGUUUUCGAUAGAAGGUGGUUUAGUGGAGCGAGUUUGGUGGAAGCUCCAUCACGAGAGCAUGGAUACACUGAAGUGUAUUGUUGUCGUGGCAUCUGACGCAGAGCUUAUGGGAAUGUGUAGUCAGGCUAUGUCAACUUGUCGUGAAGUUGAUGUGUUCAUCGAGCAAGAGGAAAAGGGAAAAGAUGGUGAGGAGGCUGAUGUCAAUUUGGAACAGUCUGCUGCUGUUGAAACUGAGAGCGAGAAGGCUCUUUCUGCUGAGAGCGAGAAGGCUCCUUCUGCUGAGGAGAAUGAAAGCGAGAUUGGUGAGGAUGAAAGCGAGGAGGCUGAGGAGAAUCAAAGUCAAAGCGAGGAGGCUGAGGAGAAUCAAAGCGAGGCUGCUGCAGAUGAAAGCGAUAAGGAUGCUGGAAAUGAAAGCGAGAUUGAUAGCGAGAAAGAGGAAGCUUUGAGGGAAGCUAAGAGGAAAAAGGAUAAAAAAGGUAAAUCUAAGGUUUUGGAAGAUGAAGAAGACAUUGGUGCGCGAUAUGAUAUGGAGAUUGAGGAUGCUGUAGCUAGUUUUGUUGAUGAGGAAGUAGAUUUCAGAAGGACAAUUCUAGAGAGUUCAGAUAGUGAAGAAGAAGAUGAUUUGGCUUUGAGAAAGAGACGAAUGAGGAGAGAUGCUCAGGUUGAUAAGUUAGCUCUAGGAGCUACUUUUUGGUCAGGUUAUGAGUUCAAGGAAGCCGUUUUGGAUUAUGCUUUGGCGAAUGCAAAGAAUAUUGAGCAAAAUAGAUGGGACAAGACGAAGAUUGGAUACAAAUGUGGUGAAGGAGGAAAAUGCAAGUGGAAGCUUUAUUGCUCGUAUGAUGAGCCGCAUGGGAAGUGGGUUAUAAAGACAAAGUGUGGAUAUCACAGCUGCACGCCUAAAGGGAGAUGCAAGAUGCUUAAAGCUCCAGUCAUUGCAAAGCUUUUCUUGCACAAGUUGAGGCAAAAGCCUAACUUUUGGCCUAUCAAAAUGCAAAAGUACAUCAAAGAAACUUGGUCACUCGUAAGCACAACGAAUCAAUGCCAGAAUGGAAGGUUGCUAGCUCUGAAAUGGCUCGACAGAGAGGAGAGCUUUGGUCACAUGGACAGACAACAAGAGGAAGCAGGCAAAAGGAGCUCGAUCGACCUCACAAUUCGAUCGAACCGACGAGACGAGCAUCACAAGUUGAUCGACUGCACAAUGGACUCGCUCACACCACCCCUUAAUGCACCAACUCGAUCGAUCCCAUGCAGAGCAAGCCAGCUCGAUCGAUCCCUUUCCUGUCUCAGCCGUUCGAUCAAUCCCGGUCAGAUGAUAUCACAGCCGUUCGAUCUACUUGGUGCAAACCGGCUCGAUCGAACCGUAGCGAACCGGAUUGAACCGAAGUCGACCCCAGAGCUAUUUAGACCUAUUUUCAGCCAUUGUUGA